Molecule: messenger RNA, 465 nt
Organism: Lachancea dasiensis
Lineage: Eukaryota; Fungi; Ascomycota; Saccharomycetes; Saccharomycetales; Saccharomycetaceae
Source: the annotation of a GenBank genome assembly
AUGAAGAUUGACUCAGUGCGUGAUGCAUUUUUAAGUGAUUAUGAGGUGCUACAGUUUUUGUCGCAUUUGGAACGCAGGCAUGAAUGGACUAUGGACGAAGAUGUGGAUAUGACCGGAAAAGACAAGAAACGGAAAAGAAGACCUUACAACCAUCCAGAACUGCAAGCCAUUACCAGAGACACAAUAAGGUAUCUAUCCGAGCCUAAAGGGGUGGUAGACGCUGAGAAUCCCGAGGGCGAUGGCGAUACCAAAGUGAGGUCGCCUCUCACAAAGCUUAACGAUCAGAAAUUCUCGGAACUAAUGAACAAGCUCAAUGAGUUUUCUCUGUUCAAAGCCGAGAAGUUACAAAUUGUUAAUCAACUGCCUACGAAUUUGGUCCACUUGUACGCUAUCGUAGAAGAGUGUGAUUCCCGCUUCACCGAAGACCAGACGGCACAGAUUGUGGAAGCCGUUCAAAACGUCUGA